CCUCACUCCUACUUACGUGCCAUCUCCCUCACACCAUCUCCCCCUCCCCCCGUAUUUUUAAAACCCUCGCCUCUUCACCCUCUUCCUCUUUGUUGACUGACUCACUGACUUGUGAGCGUGGCGGCGUUGCUGCGGUGGUGAUGCGUCGCGGUUUGAGCAUACAGACGAGGACGAGAGUGUGAGCCUGUGUAUCUUUUGUUUUAUUUGUUUUUUCGGUUUAUUUUGCUCUAGAGCGGUUUUUAACUACAGGCUUUGAGGGGAAGCGACGUGCGUGCGUGCUGUCAAUCGGGAGUGUCUGUGAGGGAGUAGAGAAGGAGAGAACAGCAGAAGGGAGGUGAGAAUGGGAGACCAGGUGGAGAUGGGAGACGCCGUGUCAGCCGCCCCUGUGGAUGAGUUGAUGCACGGAGCCGCCGCUGCGGGUGGUGGUUCGAAUGAUGCGUUUGCUGCGGUCGAGGGCAAUGGCAAUGGCAAUGGCCAUGUCUCGGAAGCGAUGGAGGGACAGGUGCAGGAGCAGGCCGCGGAGGAGCAGCCGCCUGUGGUGGAUCUCGAAGCACUUACUCCUGAGGAAGAGCGUUUGUGGAACGUUGUCAAAGAGGAUGCCGCGGACUUCAAUUCAUGGACUUCGCUGAUUCAAGAAGCGGAGAAGUUGGAGGUUCUCUCUAAAGUCGAAAAAACGUACGAUGCAUUUUUAGCAGAGUUUCCUCUUUGCUACGGUUAUUGGAAGAAAUAUGCUGAUCAUGAGUUGAAGUUGGGCUCUUCGGAGAAAGUUGUGGACGUCUACGAGCGAGCUGUGAAGGCAGUGACCUAUUCCGUGGACAUGUGGAUGAACUACUGCACGUAUGCAAUGGAGAAAUUUGAAGACCCGGAAGCCAUUCGUGGGUUGUUCGAGCGAGGAAUAUCGUUUGUGGGUACAGACUAUCUUUCGCACCUUCUCUGGGAUAAAUACUUGGAGUUUGAGCACAUGCGCUCUGAAUGGAGUCGCGUCGCACAAAUCUAUACCCGAAUCUUGCAAGUUCCUCUUCAGCAACUAGAUCGAUACCAUGCAAGUUUUAGGCACUUCGCGUAUAGCCAUCCUUUGACCGAAUUGAUGACGGAUGAGGAGUCCGAGGCAUCUAAGGCAGCUGCAGCACCGAAAGAUUCUCCUCCGGGUGAUCAGGAGAUCACCACCGUACCUGAGACUGAUGGUGUCACUGAGCCUGCUAAACCAGCGGAGGUAACACUAGAACCUUCAGGAACAGAGGAUCUCGAGAAAUACGUUGCGGUGCGAGAAGAAUUUUACAAGACUUCGAAAGAGUGGGAUGCCAAGAUAAGAGACUUUGAAAUUGCGAUCCGCAGGCCUUACUUUCACGUCAGACCACUGGACGAUGCACAGCUUGGGAAUUGGCACAAAUAUCUAGAUUUUAUCGAGAAGGAAGGGGGAAUUGAGAAGACUAUCAAGUUGUAUGAACGUUGCUUAAUUGCGUGUGCAAACUACUCAGAGUACUGGGUUCGCUAUGUCCAUCGUAUGGAUGAGGAAGGGAAAAUAGAGAGUGCUCUUGAUGCUCUUCACCGUGCUUCUUCGACUUUUGUGAAGCGACGCCCAGAAAUCCACCUUUUCGCAGCAAGAUACCAAGAACAACUUGCUGAUAUAAAGGGUGCACGUGCCUCAUACGAGGUUCUGAGCAACAGUCUUGCACCGGGUCUUCUGGAGGCCAUUGUGAAGCAUGCCAAUUUCGAGAAACGUCAGGGUAAUGGAGAUACUGCUUGCUCUCUUUUCGAGUCUGCUCUAGAGCUGGGGAAAAUUAAAGAGGAUUCUCGGGCUCGUGCAGUUUUGUAUAUUCAGUACGCUCGGUUUCUUGACCAGGUGUUAAAAAGUCCAGAGAAAGCCCGAAAAGUGUACAGUACAGCUUUGGAUAGUCUUCCAUCUUCCAAGACUUUGUUGGAGGCUGUGACCAAUUUUGAGGCUUCUCAUCAUCCUGGAAUAUCUGAAGUUGAGUACGUCAAUUCUUUGGUGGACAAAGCAAUUGCCCCUUCUAAAAUAGAAGGAUCUUCUGUUCUGUCGGCAGCCGACAGAGAAGAACUGUCAAUCAUUCGCCUUGAGUUUGUUGAUAGUUUCGGCUCUGUUGAAGAUGUCAAGAAAUCGGAGGCACGGCAUGUGGAAUAUUUUCCUCCUCCUAAAAGUACCGUAGAAUCCAAGAAGCGACCUUCUUUAGAUAAUUCUGUGCCCGAUCGUGCGAAGGUUCACAAGCCUUACGUUGGAGCAACAGCUACAGCACCAGUUACAGGACCCCCGGCUUACAGCGGGCAAACUCAGUGGAAUACAUUCGCACCCCAAGCUGGGUAUGCCCAGCAAUCCCAGGGGUGGCAACAACCUCCUAUUCAGCAACCCACCCCACCUGUACAGUCACAGCAGUGGAAUCAAGGCUAUGCUGCUCACCAGCAGGGUGGAUAUGCGGGAUAUGGAGGCUACACUUCAUAUGGACCUCCUCAGCAGCAAGCACCUGUGCCUCAACAACCCCCAUAUGGUGGUUACGGGCAAGGAUAUCCCCAGCAGGAGGUGAACGGUUGGAGCUCAGGAGGAUGGUGAGCGUGAUUAUAGCGUCAUUACAGGCAUUUCGCACACGGAUUCAAUUCAACAUCAUCCUCAACCCCAAGCUUAAGACCCAGCAUGAAGAGGCCUUUGACUUUUCCAACGGCUCCUCGACCACUGCCAACGGCUUCAGGCUACAUGGGCAAUUGUUACUGCCCAUCGCCAGAGCGAAGUUCUUUUCUAUAAUGGAAUGCCUUGGUGUUUUUUUGCUUAAAGGCUGGCAUUCAUUUGCUGUAUGAGGAAAAACCUCAUGUUUCGGGCCUUCAGUUGGAGAAAGCUAGUAGAUUGGACAGGGAACUGUAGUUACCACAGUUUUUUGAACGAACAAGCUAUGUCUUGGGUUUGUUUUCAUUGCAUGAUUCGUUCAGGAUAUUUACCACUUUGCUGGAAAUGAACUAUUUUAGAUGAUAAUUUCAUUGUCUGGAUUUUGUUUAAUGAGUGGUGAUGUAAGUAAAAUACAUUGUCAUCCAACUACA
Molecule: messenger RNA, 3045 nt
Organism: Physcomitrium patens
Lineage: Eukaryota; Viridiplantae; Streptophyta; Bryopsida; Funariales; Funariaceae
Product: pre-mRNA-processing factor 39-1
Biological process (GO): RNA processing; mRNA 5'-splice site recognition
Cellular component (GO): U1 snRNP; U2-type prespliceosome; commitment complex
Molecular function (GO): protein binding; pre-mRNA 5'-splice site binding
Source: RefSeq, a predicted model, not a curated record